GGCCGCUCGACGGAGCUACACGUGUCGGUUCCUGACGCAACCGGCCACUCUGCGGGCCUGCGGGCAGCAACCCGAAGCCGGACCCAAAAGAUGCCGCCGGUAAUAAUUGGGUGCGGGCGGCCCCGCGGACCCAAGGCAAGCGCCGGGAUGCGCGACACGUGUCGUCCCCAAGCGCCGCGCGGCACGUGGCGAGCGCACAGGCCGCGGGCGCCGGGGCACCUGCCGGGCCCCCCGUCGUCCGCGACGGCUCGGCAACAGCUCCGUUUUGACGGGGUGGGUUCGAGCGUCAUGUGACGCGAGAGUGAUCGAUGCACGCAUGGAUGGAGAUAUCUGUGGCGUGCACUGUACCGCGUCAGUUUUCGACGCAACAAUGGCUGCGCCUACCAGGGUAGGGCGGUUGAGUAGAGUUGGUUAAGGAUCGAGACGCGGCCGCGGGACCGUUCCCGAGUGUUGUUGUGCUUUUGUUUCCUCUUGUUCUGGGAGCACGAGAGGCAGGCAGUCACGGUCGUGGCGGCGCACAGGGAUUAGCGCGUGACAACUGAGAUAUUUAGCGGGAGAAAGUGCGGCGAGAAUGGCUUGGGACCGCACCGAAACGCGCACUUGGUUGCUUGCCCAGCGUUUGACGCCGGGGAGCGGUCCACUUGUCGCGCGGGCGCGACGGCACGGAACGACGGCACGCCCCGGAAUCGGGUCCGUCCCGCGCACCUGACACCGGAAACGGGACAGGCGUAUAUAACCGGCUCGGCCCUGGGGAAUUGCGGCACGCUAUAAUUGGCUACCGGCCGGCACCGACCCAGCGAGUGGCCAGUUAGGCAAGUAGGCAACUCACUAGUCACUCGCAAGCUCGCGCCGCGUGAGGUUGAUGGGCGCGGGGGCGGUGGGAUGAGCGAGAGGGGCCCGAGCGUGGCGCGGCUGUGCGGCGCGUCGAACUGGGGCAGCGCCGGCGCCGGCGCCGGCAAUGCGGGAGGGAAUGCUGGUGCCGCUGGGCAGUGGGACAGCGGCGGCAAUGCGGCGCGAAUCCGGGGCGUGAACGCGGGGAUCAUGGACGAGCAGGUGCUGGCACUGGUGUUCCGGGCGCUGAACUGGGACCCGCAGUCGCUGUGCGUGGUGGCGCGGGUGAGCCGGCGGCUGCGGGCCGUGGCGGAGCGCGUGCUGUGGCGGGAGCUCUGCGUGUCGCGGGCGCCGCGGAUGGUAGCGGCGCUGACCGGCGGGGCCCCCGCAUCCGCGCCGGCGGCCGGGCGCAUCGGCGGCGGGUGGCCGGCGCUGGCGAAGCUGCUCCUCUUCUGCUGCGGGGCGGCGGGGGCCGCGGUCCCGGGCCACUUCGCCCCCGUGUCGCGCUUCUCGAAGACGUCUGGGCGGAGCUUCCUCUCGCGGUGGUGCGCGGGGGACCUGCUGUACGUGUCGGACCCGUGCGAGCACGCGGUGGCGGUGGCCGCCGACGACGUGGGCGCGUACCGGGGCGUGUUCCGCGGGUUCAUGCGCUCCCGGACGCGGGCCUGGCUGGUGGGCCACCGCGCCCCGCUGGAUCCCCGCGUCCGGUGCCCCUACUGCGGCGCGCGCGUCUGGAGCAUGACCGCCGCGGGGCUCGCCCCGCGCAGCGCGUCCCGACGGCUCGGCGCCAACGAGGGCCGCCUCGAGUACUUCGUCUGCGUCAGCGGGCACCUCCACGGCAGCUGCUGGCUCGCGCGCCUCUCCGACAGCGAGGGCGCCGGUUCCGACGCGUCGUCCGCCGGCGCCAGCGAUGAGGACGACGUCGAGCUGUGACUCCACCAGGCGCUGGCCAGUGGAAUUGUCAACUGCAAAGAGUUUAGUUAGCUUCAGGCCCUCAGCGUAGCAUAUGUCCUCGUCUCUUUGUACUGUUGCAUUGCGUGGCUGUUUGCCUGUUUCCACCAGCUCAGCUCAGACCAGACGCGCGAGGCAGCCUUGCAGUCGCAGGACGCAGUGUGCUUUUGAGCCCUCGCGAAUCUUUGAACCGGUAGUGCGCUUGGUGUGCACUUCGAUGUCACCCCUUUGUUUGUUUGAGACGGUCUGACUUUUCCGUGGUGCUUC
Messenger RNA from Phragmites australis (common reed), 2049 nucleotides. RefSeq names its product EID1-like F-box protein 3. Gene Ontology annotation, molecular function: protein binding. NCBI's taxonomy places the organism in Eukaryota, Viridiplantae, Streptophyta, Magnoliopsida, Poales, Poaceae. The record is from RefSeq and is a predicted model, not a curated record. Bases 883 to 1764 code for a protein of 293 amino acids. The transcript has a single exon.